AUGCGCCAAUUCUCGGUAAUCCUUUGCCUGUGCCUUGCCGUCCUGGCCAGAGCCGACAAGUUGGGCUACAACUACCAGCCGGUGGCCCACUCGGCGUCAGGUCUCAGCUUCCAGCCCUCGGGACUGGCCAGCAACGAUGCUCCAGCCUUUGCCGCAGCUCCCUCCUCUUCGGGAUCCAGUUUGUUUGCCGCUGGUCCCGGAGCCUCCAUUGCUGAAUCCAUUGGUGCUCCCGAGGGUGCCCAGUCUGUGUCUGCUCCCAACUACGCAGCUCCCCAGGCUGAGCUCCAGAAGGAAUUCUACACCUACACCGCCGACGAGGGUGACUUCAACGAUCCCGCUGCCUCUGAGCAGGUCCAAAGCGCUCUGAACAAGGCCCUUCGCGUUGUCUUUAUCAAGGGACCCGAGAACAAGGGACUGGAGAACGCCGCUCUGGCUCUGGCCAAGCAGGCUGCCCAGCAGGAGACCGCCAUCUAUGUCCUCAACAAGCAGGCUGAUAUUGGAGAUCUGGCCGGCAAGCUGAAUGCCAUCCGCAACAACAACAACAACAAGCCCGAGGUGCACUUCGUCAAGUACCGCACCCAGGAGGAUGCUGCCAACGCCCAGCGUGCCAUCCAGGGACAAUACGAUCAGCUGGGAGGAUCCUCCCAGUCGCACGAUGGCGGAGUAGCCUCCUCCCUGAACUUCGCCUCGCAGCCCGCUCCCGCCCAGGUCCAGCACGAGGCCACCGCUCCCAUCUCCUCGUAUGUGCCACCAGCGACUCCUGGCAGCUCUUACCUGCCCGCCAACAUCCUGCGCCGCCUGCGGUUCUAA
This is a messenger RNA of Drosophila kikkawai, 810 nucleotides long. RefSeq names its product TweedleJ (gene TwdlJ). The record is from RefSeq and is a predicted model, not a curated record. NCBI's taxonomy places the organism in Eukaryota, Metazoa, Arthropoda, Insecta, Diptera, Drosophilidae.